AUGAACAUUCUGCUCACGAUUCGACUGCUCAUGCAAGGAAAAGAAGUUGGAAGUAUAAUUGGUAAACGCGGUGAUCAAAUCAAGCGGAUUCGGGAAGAGUCUGGUGCAAAAAUUAAUAUAUCAGAUGGAUCAUGUCCAGAACGAAUAGUUACUAUUACUGGAAGUUUAGCGACAAUAAAUAAAGCAUUUGCUAUGAUCUCGAAUAAAUUCGAAGAGGAUAUGCGUGCACUACCAAACUCCGUACCAAAGCCACCAAUAACAAUGCGAUUGAUCGUACCAGCAACUCAAUGCGGUUCUCUUAUAGGAAAAAGCGGCUCAAAAAUUAAGGAGAUUCGAGAGGUAAGACUGUCAGCAGAUGGUCCUUCUAAAUUAUAGCU
Messenger RNA from Strongylus vulgaris, 377 nucleotides. The record is from the annotation of a GenBank genome assembly. Lineage: Eukaryota; Metazoa; Nematoda; Chromadorea; Rhabditida; Strongylidae.